Molecule: messenger RNA, 210 nt
Organism: Angiostrongylus costaricensis
Lineage: Eukaryota; Metazoa; Nematoda; Chromadorea; Rhabditida; Metastrongylidae
Source: the annotation of a GenBank genome assembly
AUGGAGACGCCGGUAUUUACACGUGAGUUCAACGGUCAAGGAUGGGAGACUACAAGCACAGCUUGCAAAGAAUUGGUAAAGGCUGUCAUGCUAUGCCGGGAUAGCGUAUUGUCAACAUUUGGCGAAGCUGGUACACAGCCAAUGGAGGGCAAAUUACAGAAGCAAUUUCCGAGUACAGCGGAUGAGGAUAAUUUCGACAUCUUGGAAUAG